Molecule: messenger RNA, 1637 nt
Organism: Periconia digitata
Lineage: Eukaryota; Fungi; Ascomycota; Dothideomycetes; Pleosporales; Periconiaceae
Source: the annotation of a GenBank genome assembly
CCCCCCACCACGGCUGUCCGCACGCCUGAUUGGCCCCGCCGAACCGCCUUGGGCUACUUAUCCAGGUUGUCUUCCGCUCCAGUGGCUGGCACGAUGCUUCCUCCGCACCAAUUGAUCCAUAUUUAUCCCCUUCACCCAACACUUGCACAAUGAAGCCACUCUUCGUUGACUGCUCUCCCAGCCCCCUCCUUCGCCGCGACUAGAAGUAGCCGUGAGCGCCCCCACCGCCUCUCCGCCCUGCGGCAUGGUCGUUUGCAAUGGCGGACGAUCCCGCUGUACGCACAUCCACCCUCAGUGCCCUUAAGCAGUCUUGUCCUUCCGUCGACUACUUGCCCUCCGUUUCGUCCCCGCGUGCCCACCACACUCCCCCUGCGCCCUCACCCACUCACCCGUCUCCAAUGGAUAAUCCCUUUACCGACGAUCAGGAGUGGUCCGAUGAAGAGGUCUUGUUGCCCAAGAACAAGACCAAAACGCGAUAUGUGCCUUCGCCCGCCCAAGUCCGCUCACGACAGCUCGAAGAGGACAUGUCCUCCGAGUCGGAUUCGAGUUCAGGCCCGCGGUCCAUCAAUCACUCGCCUCUCGUUCCCCCCAAGUCACCUUCGAGGCCGGAUGUGCGUGCAGGGAGCACCCAGGAGGAUCUAAUUCAGCGUUUCUACCAAGUCACUAGGGAACGAGACGCCCUUCGCAAAGAGUUGCAGAGGAAAUCAAUGGGCCCUGAUGGCAUACCUACGCGAGAUUCCGUCGUGUACAGUUCUGAUGAAGCAACGCUGAUCGAAGAUCUUCAGAAUUUGAGGGAAGAAAUAUGCAGAUGGUCAAAAGAAUACUUCUGGGGCCCGCCUACGGCACGGGCUCGACGUCCCCAUGUACAUUCUUCAAAAGAACUCUUCAGCUCCUUGACCGAAGAUUACACCUCCUAUCUCAAGCAUCCAAAUGAUCGACCGCUUCUGAUCCAAGCUUAUAUAUGGUCGCAGCUUCAGCGUCGCAUUUUCAGCAAUCUAGAUAAGGGUUGUGGUUAUGUCUGGGCUGGGAAACUGGGCGAUAGGAAGUUACGGCCCAUAAAUGACACUCUGCGGAAAGCUGUCAAGAACGAGGAACAAGCCGAGGAAUACCACCGCUGGCGAGCGUUGACAGUCAACUUGUUGGUGCCUGAGGUCGAUGGAAGAUGGAGCCCAACAUUCGAUGCAAAACCGAUCUUGAAGUGGAUCAGAAGAUUCCGCGCAAGACUGAUGAGGAGAUUACGACCGUGGAGUACGAUGUCUCUAAGGGACGGGAAAGACCAGCUCUAUACCAUCGUAUCUGCUGCUGUAGCGCUUGACUUGAGAAUGAAGAAGCAGCGGGCUGAUUAUCGUUUCGUCACGUUUACCGGUGGGCUACCAAAUCAAUUCUGGGGCUACGGUUAUUAUGAUUCCGAAAUGGAGGACAUCGAUGACGCCACAUUGGGCGACCGCAAAGGUCGCAGGGUCCAAAUGAGUCUUGCUCCCGCGCUUGAAAGAUGUGGUAACGCAAACGGCCACAUAUUCGACCAAAACUUCAUCUUGGUGAAGGCGGAUGUGACGUGCAAGAGAUUGGAGAAAACGAGAUCGCGGAUGGGUAAAAAGGUCGGGCCAAAGAAGACUUUCUGGAAUAGUCGCAGCUAA